CUUUAAAGAAAAGGGUAAAUAAGUAACAAAACUCAUGAGAAUCAUAUUUUCCCACCAUGAUAAUAAUCCAUACAUACCCCCACAAUGUUAUAAAAUCAAACCUCCGGUUGUCUUCUUUCUUUUCUUCCUAAGUAUUAAAUAAUUAUCAAAUCAAAUACUCCUAAAAAGUCUCUGCUGUUUAUUAUUUUCGGAGAUAGAAAGAGAAAAAUAUGGAUAGGGUAUUUUCAGUGGACGAUGACAUUGGCGACCAUUUUUGGUCUACGCCGCCGUCGACGGCGGAGUUAGGCGUUGAUUCACCUUCCUCCGCCGCCGCCAACUCCUACUCUAAGAUGAUGAAUCGGAGCUCCUCCGAAUGGGCUUUCCAGCGCUUCUUACAAGAAGCCACCGCCGCUUCUCCUCCUCAGCCACCUACAAUGGCGUCUUCAUCAUCAUCGUCGCAUCAAAACGACGUCGUCGAGAUCAAGGAUGAGAGUCUAUCUUCUGCUGCUCAUCGCAAUUCCAGUACGGCGUUGAAUUUGAAGCCGGCGACGUCGUUUGUAUCUGGACCUCCGCAGAAUAUUCCUGUUGAUUCUGAAGAGUAUCAAGCUUUCCUCAAAAAUCGCCUUGAUUUGGCUUGCGCUGCAGUCGCUUUGAGUCGCGCGAAGAAUCUAAAGCCUCAGAAUUCAAGUUCUACGGCACCUGAUAAAGGAUCAGAGACUGCUGGUGCAUCACAAUCAGUAUCUCACAUCGGCAUUAAAGGAUCUGGUCAGGAAUUGACAAACAUUCAAGAUAAGGAUUCUGGUGGACCGGUUGGAAUACCCUCUUUGCCCCCAGUGCAGAAGAAACCUGGGGUGCAGGUGAAGUCAACAACCAGUGGUUCAUCUAGAGAUCAAUCCGAUGAUGAUGAAGCCGAAGGUGAAGCAGAAACAACUCAAGGAACGGAUCCAGCUGAUGUGAAACGUGUAAGGAGAAUGCUUUCAAAUAGAGAAUCAGCCAGACGUUCCAGGAGAAGAAAGCAGGCCCAUCUUACAGAACUUGAGACACAGGUUUCUCAGCUGAGAGUAGAAAACUCCUCCCUGCUGAAACGUCUGACUGACAUAAGCCAGAAAUACAAUGAAUCAGCUGUUGAUAAUCGAGUCUUAAAAGCAGAUGUUGAGACAUUGAGAGCGAAGGUGAAGAUGGCAGAAGAAACUGUUAAAAGAGUUACUGGGCUACAGCCCUUAUUCCAAGCCAUGUCUGAUGUAACCUCAAUGGCAAUGCCAUCCUUUUCUGGUAGUCCUUCAGACACAUCAGCAGACGCUGCUGUACCCGUGUCAAAUGAUCCGAAACAUCACUACUACCAACAACCGCCAAACAAUCAUAUGCCAACCCAUGAUCCUAGAAUCCAAAAUGGUAUGGUUGAUGUUCCUCCAAUAGGAAAUGUACAGCAGAAUCCUGUGACAUCAUCAGUUGGGGGGAAUAAGAUGGGUAGAACAUCUUCGAUGCAACGGGUGGCUAGCUUGGAGCAUCUGCAGAAGCGCAUCCGUGGAGAAGUGAGUUCCUGUGGAACCCAAGGCCGGGGAGAGCAGUAAUCACUGUUAAUAUGUUGAUAAAAUUAUACUGUUAUUAUCCAUCUGUGGCAGGAAAAAUGCCCAUUCUUUGUAUGACAAUGCUUUCUUGGAUGAUACUAACAUGCAUUGACAUCCCUUUUGCUAUUUUGCUAGUUUCGUUUUUCCCCUGUAAUUGUCAAUACUUAGCUUCUGUAUUUUCACUUUAACGUCCUUCAA
This is a messenger RNA of Capsicum annuum, 1745 nucleotides long. RefSeq names its product light-inducible protein CPRF2. NCBI's taxonomy places the organism in Eukaryota, Viridiplantae, Streptophyta, Magnoliopsida, Solanales, Solanaceae. The record is from RefSeq and is a predicted model, not a curated record. Gene Ontology annotation, biological process: regulation of DNA-templated transcription. The transcript has 6 exons. The coding region runs from base 210 to 1550 and encodes 446 amino acids. Gene Ontology annotation, molecular function: DNA-binding transcription factor activity.